Messenger RNA from Aspergillus candidus, 426 nucleotides. RefSeq lists its product as uncharacterized. The transcript has 3 exons. Bases 1 to 426 code for a protein of 141 amino acids. The record is from RefSeq and is a predicted model, not a curated record. Lineage: Eukaryota; Fungi; Ascomycota; Eurotiomycetes; Eurotiales; Aspergillaceae.
AUGGCGCCCAGCCUCACAAGUUACCAACUGACUGAGUCCAACCUCGCCUUGCAUGACCAAUCUUUCCAAUGCGAACACCCAACAGACUCUAUCAUCCCCUGGGUCGAAAAAAUCAUCAAAGAGGAGCGAAUCCACCAGUUCUACACCUCCCUGAACACGGCCACGUCCGCUACCCACCAAACCAACGACAUCACCUCCCGGGGUCCCGACAUAGUCUCCGACCUCCACCUCCACCAGACGCACCUAGCGCAGCAAUCAUCCACCGGAGAGACGCACCUGGAGCAGCUAAUGGGCGACUUGAAACUGUUUGACCAGCGCCCUGGGAUCUGCAUCGAGAGCCCGCUUGAACGGUUCCUUAUACCGGACGGGUGCGGCGCCCCUAGCUAUUUUGUGAGACCUGCGCUGGAGAAUGCGUCGGCGGGCUGA